Scatophagus argus is the source of this 4005-nucleotide messenger RNA. Its product is annotated as protein FAM171B-like. NCBI's taxonomy places the organism in Eukaryota, Metazoa, Chordata, Actinopteri, Scatophagidae. The coding region runs from base 370 to 2403 and encodes 677 amino acids. The record is from RefSeq and is a predicted model, not a curated record. The transcript is spliced from 13 exons.
CUAUAACACUACGAAAGGGAUCGUUCUUCAUAAUGAGAACUUUUUUUAAAUUACACUUUUAAUGCAUUUUGCCAGUAAUGGCAGUAAAAUCACUGGUGAGCAACAGACUGUUUUUACAAACCUUCUCUCCACAAGUAUGCAUUUGUAUUUUUAUGUUAGAUAGACAGACAGACGGAUGGAUGAGAGGCUCAAAGGGGAGGAGUUUCCUGCGCAGUUUGCGGAGUGGCAGCCGACGGCGGAGCAGCAGCAGGAUGGCAGCCGGGAGCGCGUCUCUGUGCGCGGCCGUUAAGUUGUCGCUGGAUGAAAACUGCACCCGUGACGAGUAAAAAGUGACACCGACUAUCAGUUUCCUUCUCUGUUCCGGGAGUCAUGGGUCCGUUCGUCUGUCUGCUGUGCGCGCUGAUGCUCUGGAGGAACGGAAGGGCGAGCGGGGAGCCCAAUCAGACGGGACACUUUCUGCAUAUCAACGACGGGAACUUUUCAGACCGGGAUCACAUGAAACAAGGGCCCUUUGAGAACCAACAAGUGCUCGGUCCCUUGUCAGGUUCUGGCUUUGACCUAAAGGUCCAAGUCAACGACAUUCUGAGUCGUGAGCAGCUGAGACAGGCGGUGGUGGAGGUCUACGUCAACUACACCAAGACCAACACUGCUCUUACUGGGGAGGACGGUGGUGUUUUGCUUCAUGUACCUUACCAAAAUGGGACGGCGAUCACAAUUGUAGCCAGCAAGGAUGGCUAUGUUAACUCACUGCUGCCUUGUAAAACCGACAGGAUGCCAAUAUUUUCAUCUGUGACCAUGUCCCUGCUUGGUGUGAAUCAGGGGAACAUCUGGCUCUUUGAGGAUUCAGUCCUGAUCACUGGCAAAACAUCUGUUUUAUUUCGUUCACUUGUAGAUGCUUCGUCACGGCCUCUUGUCCAGUUUCCCAAGAGCCUGCUGAACCUCACCGACAGCAGUAACGUCACCUCUGUUAAAGCCUUCCUGACUAUUCCCAAGCUGCCGUCAGAGGAGGACAGCCCUCCGAACACUGUGGGCGUCAUGAGCAGUAAAUCAGGAUUCGUCAGCAGGGAGUUGAAUCCGGUGGCGGCUGUCAGCGUGCAGCUUUUCUCAGGAGACACGGAGUUACAUGUGAAGGGACCCAUACAGAUCAGCCUCAGCAUCCCUGACAGCUGUGGACUUCAGACUUCAAAUGUUGUUCCAGCUUGGUUCUUUAACCAGACCACUGGUGGGUGGAUGAGGAAAGGACUUGGGACGGUGCUGUCAUCAGAAGGAAGACUCACGUGGACGUUCACAGCGCCUCACCUUGGUUACUGGAUAGCAGCGCCUCUGUCACCCCCCAGAGGUUUCUUCGGACUUGGCGUCCCCAUUGACUUCAUCCUGCACCAUUCAUCUUUCCUGAUGGUUAUCCUUGGAGGAAUGCUUGUUGUUAUCGUCUGUCUCCUGGUUGGGUUGUUGUUUAAUCGCAGACAUUCGCUCAGUGAAACUGAAACAAAGAAGUUCCUACCACUGAUGAGAAAAGACCAAACCACCUCCACAUGCGACAGUGAAAUGUUUGAAGUCUCUUCAGGGGGCUCCUCUCAUCCACAGCAUGAACAGGACCAAUUACUCACAGAAAGGGGGAAUAAUGUGCACAAUGCCUCUGUUAUUUCUGCACACAAUGACAAUGUCAUAGCCAACCCCAAUGCUGUGGCCAUCACAAUGGAGUGUAAUGAACUGGAGCUUAAUGCAGACCUGAAUGAUCUGACUUGUUUGCAUAAACUGACAGAGCAGAUCAGAGGUCCAGCUUCUCUCACAGAGAACUUGUUUUUCUACAACCAGCCUGUUGCCAUCCUUCACGCUCCAGCAUUCUUCCGUUUGGAGGAGCAGCCAGAGCAGCCUCAGAGGAGCAAGUCGGCCACUCUUCCCCGUUCAGGGGCUGCAAACUGCACUGCCGCUGAGCCACAGAGUAAAGACAGCUUCACCCAGACUGUGCCAAAAGGUCCUUCUGCCAUCCAGAACCAGACAGCAGAAACUGAGGACCAGGUUUUAGAGGGCUCAACAUCCACCAGUACAUCCAAAGGUCAUUUCAGCCUCCCAGAGUCAGUUUCAGUCCCAGGAACAUUAAAUAAGAUUGGGGGCAGCAGACACUCUGUGCAUGCCUUGGCAGAACUUUCUAAAAUCCCCUCACCGCAGCCUCCUCGGGCCUGGUUUGUCUCUCUGGAGGGCAAACCUGCAGCUGAGAUCCACUAUGCUGUGUCCGAGCAGCAGAGGAGACGAAGGCCGGUCGACAGUCGAGAAACCAGCUUAGAUUCAGGAGUGGAUAUGAGCGAACUGAGCCAGACGUCUGGACGGCGGGUUGUAACGCUGGAGCGCAAUGCUACUUUUGUGAAAAGCACAUCCAGCACCAAAUAUGCAUCUCCACAGUGAAAACCCGGUGUGACACCUCCACACCUCAAGUCUGUGAGCCAACAGCAUCACUUCCAUCUAUAACAAGUAACUCAUUUACUUUACGGCUUUACGGAUUAAAGUGCCAAUCCAAGUUGGGCCCAUUUCUCCCAUCUGAUUCCAGACGAUCUUCAUUCCCUCGUGAUUAAUUAACAGACGGCUAGUGGACACGACUGAAAGUUUGGGACUCUAACAACUUCACUGGUGCAUAUUUGUUCGUGCAACUUUUCUCGUUUAUUGUCAUUACGUGAAUCAAUACGUUCUAUUUUAAUUACAACUGACCCUUGUGAUAAGUAUUUUUACUGCAUGUAGUGCCACAUGGAACUACGUUGACGACUUGUUCAUCAUCAGUCAACAUGCGAGCGACCACAGGAAUGUCAGUUCAUGUUUUAACUUGAACUUAUCAUCUGCCCCUCCCAUUACAGACUGGGUGUUGUGAAGCAGCUGUUACAAUGUGGAACUGUGAUAUGGACAUAACAAGUAGACAUGAGUACAGCUGAGAGAAAAGCCCACCGACACAAUCAUGUAACUGACGACUAAUACUAACAUAAUGACCAUAUAUAAAUGGAUCUUUUCCACUUCAACGGGCCCAGUGUGACGACUGUGAGAAAUGGUUUCAUUCAUACCCAGGGUGCCCAAACAGGAAACGGGGAAUCAGGGAAGCUAUUGGUAAAAACACCCCUGCAAUUAUUUUCCAUUCACACAUUGCCAAUAAAAAUAUUCUGUAUAUAAGACGAGUGUUGUUUAUGAUUUAUAUUAUGUGGUGAGCUUGUAGGUUUAAACAGGAUUAUUUAACAUCCGCUCUGUUGGAUGAUUAACUUCGGCCUCCGUGCUGCGCGGGUUGGAGGGACGAGGAAGGAAGUGCUGCUUUAUGACCCUGUGAGAUCAACUGACGAGAGGAAAACACCGAAGAAGUCGCAACUUUUUGCUGUUUGUUUACCGAAAACUUUUUCAUUUUUCCACUCAUAUUCGGAGAAGGAUUUUUUGGUUAGGCUGCAGUUCAGUCCAGCGAGUUCCAGCGAGUAAAGAUCAGAGGCGAACUGAUGGCAGGCAAACUUCCUUCAGGGUCGCCCACUCGAGCCGUGGUCGCUGAUGAUGACAGCGUUGUUGUCGCCAGAGAAAUAAAAAACACAAAAACAAAGUCCCUCUCCAUCCAGAUUGAAACAGUGAGCGCUCCAGGCACCCGUCCAUCCGGUGAGCGUUCAUGUCAUUUCCUCGAGGAACGUCAGUGGACAAGCACAUUUCACUGCACUUGGUGGUGGUGUGAUAUGUGCCGACAAAAUAUCCGAUUCCACUUUUGACGGUGAUAUUAAUCUGACGGUGUCUGUGAAAACACCACGAGUACACGCAGGGACAGCAGAUGAGACACUUUGUUUCUCUCAGGAAACCGACCCUGCUGUGAAAAUGAUCACUGAGCACAAGCCACAACUCAUCAGCUACCUGAUGGCAGACCACUCCUUCAUUCUGCAGUGUGUGCAUGUCAAAAAAGCAGCAAAGUAAUCAAGCAUGCAAGCACUGCAUUUUGUAUGUGAAUGUUAUUUUGUACAAUUUUUGUAUCAAAAUAUUAAAUAAUAUAUUUUAAAA